Molecule: messenger RNA, 1999 nt
Organism: Scylla paramamosain (green mud crab)
Lineage: Eukaryota; Metazoa; Arthropoda; Malacostraca; Decapoda; Portunidae
Product: UDP-glucosyltransferase 2-like
Exons: 5
Coding region: 264-1817 (517 amino acids)
Molecular function (GO): UDP-glycosyltransferase activity
Source: RefSeq, a predicted model, not a curated record
UCCCGGGCCGAGUGUCGCGCCGCCAGCACGGUGUCCUUGGCGCUGCGUCGUCCCCAAGAACCUUCAGUCACCGCCCCGCCCCGCUGCGCCCCGCCCAACGCACCCACGACCCUCCCGCCCCGCCGCAGCCACCGCCACCUGCAGUCUUCGCCGCCCCGCCGCCCCGCAGCAGUGCCCGUCCCGCGCCACUCCCGCAGCGGCGCCGCCACCGCAGGCAGCAGCAGCAGCAGCAGCAGCAGCAGCAGCAGCAGCAGCGCCGCGCCAUGCAGCACGCCAGACUGGCCCUACUGGGCCUGCUGGCCCUGCUGGCGUCCCUACUGACGGGCGCCGCCGCCGCGGACAUCCUGGUGCUGACGCCCUUCGGGUCCCGCUCCGUGCGUGGCCUGUUCGGCGCGCUGACGGAGGGCCUCGCGGCGCGCGGGCAUGCCGUGACCCUGGUGACGAGCGGCGCGGCGCCGCGCCCCCACGCCAACGUAACGCACGUGCAAGCGCCACACUCCUCGCUGGACCAGAUGGACCUGUUCGAGGUGCGCCGCGACGCCGCCGCCUUCAGGUUGUGGCUGCGUGCCCUGCCGUCCGUGGCGCGGCGCCUCUACGAGGAUCCCGCCGUGAUGGCGCUGUGGCGGCGCCGCCACCACUUCGAUGCCAUCAUCAUCAACAGCGCCGCCAACGAGAUGGCGUUCCCCUUCCUGCUGGGGGUGAGCGCCCCCUUCAUCACGCUGGCGCCGGCGGGCACGGAGCCGCUGCAGCUGUCCUACCUGGGCAACAUGGUGUCCCCCGCGGCGCUGCCCAGCGUGGUGGUGCCAUACCACGACACGCUCUCGCUGUGGGAGCGCCUCGUCAACACCCUCGCCACGGGCGUGCUACGCGCCUACUUCUGGCGCAGCGUGGGCCGCCCGCUCACCGCCGCCCUCAGGGACACCUUCCCAGACCUGCCGGACCCGCACCAGGUGUACCCCCGCCAGGCCCUCGCGCUGCUCAACAGACACCACCUGCUGGACGGCGCCCUGCCGCUCCUGCCCAACCAGGUGGAGGUGGGCUGCCUCGCCUGCCGCCCCGCGCAGCCCCACACCCUGCCACAGGAGGUACUGGCAUGGCUGGAAGGCGCAGGGGAAGCAGGAGCUGUUUAUUUCAGCCUUGGCAGUUUCCAGGACUCGUCUUCCAUACCUCUGGAAUACGUGGAUACCUUACUUAACGCCUUCAGCAAACUCCCGCAGAGAUUCGUGCUAAAGCUGUCUGGGUCUCCUCGAAUUCUGCCUCCUAACGUGAAAGUCUUUGAGUGGCUGCCCCAGCAAGAUGUACUGGGUCACCCCGCCAUCCGUGUCUUCGUCACCCACUGCGGGAAACACAGUGCGGCGGAGUCGGUCUAUCACGGGGUCCCAAUGGUUGGUCUUCCUAUAACAUUUGACCAACCGAGGACCUGUGCACGUUUAGCCAGAAGAGGCGAGGCUGUGGUCCUUCAGUGGGAGUCUUUAACAGUACAAGCUGUGGUGGAGGCCGUCAGGGAAGUUACUGAGGACCGCAGAUAUUCCGAGCGAGUAAAGGCGGUGUCAACGAGACUCAAGGCACAGAAGGAGACGGCAAUGGAGAAAGCAGUGUGGUGGAUUGAAUACAUCACAAAAUACGACGACAGUUUUCUUAAGUUCUCUGGAAAGGAUUUGAGCCUCACCCAGUACCUCCUGCUGGACGUGCUGGCAAUACUGCUGUGUGUUCUGCUGUUAACCUUAGCUGUGUUGUUCCUGCUGCUCCGCUUCUUGUACCGACGGCUGUGGGUGCGUCUGUGGCCGUGGGGAGGAGGGAAGGCGAAGGGGGAGUGAGAGGAGGAGGAGGAGGGAGGGUAGGUUAAGUGGAGGUAAUGAUGGAGAGGAAGAGAAAGAAGGGAAGGGAAGAGAGGAAGAGAAGGAAGUGAGGAGGAAGAGGAGGAAUUGGAAGAGGAACAAGAGGAGGUAGUCAUGGGGGAGAAAAUGUGGUGGGGAGAGGAGGAGGAAGAGUGAGGUGG